CGGGAGCAAGGUGCAGGGGAAACUUAGCUCUCAGUAUAGCAGGGUCAUGAAGAAGAGGCGGCGGCGGGAGGCAGGAGGAGGCGGCGGGGGCGUGAAACUGCGGUAGCUGCCUGCUGGCCUGGUUUGUGGCUUUGUGGGGAGGGCGUAGUUCCUAACCCCCUCCCGGGGCAGCAACCGGGGCUCGGGGCUGAGAGCGGCCUUGGGGCCGCCUCCCCGGGCCCCCUGGCUCCGCCAUGUUCCGCAGGGCACGCCUUAGCGUGAAGCCGAAUGUCAGGCCUGGUGUAGGCGCCAGGGGCUCCACCGCCUCCAAUCCCCAGCGUGGACAAGAGGCUCCCAGGCCGCCGGAACCUGCAGCGGCCUCUGCCCCGAAGCCAGCGGAGCCCACAGAUGAGCCCCCGGUGGAUUUCGGAGGAGCGGAGCCCCAAGAAGAGGCUCCCAGGAGCAGUGAUGAAAAGACUGAUCGUGAGAAUGAUGUUGAAGAAUCCGGUAAAUCUUCCUCUACUGUUUCACAGAGAAGAAAACGGAUAUCAAGUACUUCUACCCUGGUUAAGCCUAGUGUCAGUGUUCCUUCAGAACCUCAUCCCUUAUCUACAGUUAAUCAAGAAACUUCACAGCCAAACCCCAUUCCAACUGAAGAGAAACAGCCAUGCUCAGACAGGUACCGAAUAUAUAAAGCCCAGAAACUGAGAGAAAUGUUAAAAGAAGAAUUAAGAAAAGAGAAGAAGCAAUGGAAAAACAAAUAUGCCAUAAAUGAAAGUCAGAGGCCACCAGAUCGUUCAAAAAUGACUAUGAGAGACUUCAUAUAUUACCUGCCAGAUAAGAAUCCAAUGAUUUCUUCACUGGAGCAAGAAAAGAAAACUGAAAAAUCAUUGACACCACUCCAGACAAGAGUGCAAGAAGAUAAGAGUACUCCUGAUGCUGAAGAUAAUGAAGAAGUAGAAGAAGAAAUGGAUGAAGGGCCAUUGCUGGUUCCCCGAGUGAAAGUGGCAGAAGAUGGUUCUAUAAUUUUGGAUGAAGAAAGUUUAACUGUAGAAGUUUUAAGGACAAAAGGUCCCUGUGUUGUUGAGGAAAAUGAUCCCAUAUUUGAGCGUGGUUCUACAACUACAUAUUCCAGUUUUAGGAAAAACUAUUACUCUAAACCAUGGUCAAAUAAAGAAACAGAUAUGUUUUUUCUAGCCAUCAGCAUGGUAGGAACUGACUUUUCUAUGAUUGGACAGCUUUUUCCUCACAGAGCAAGGAUAGAAAUUAAGAAUAAAUUUAAACGGGAAGAGAAAACAAAUGGAUGGAGAAUAGACAAAGCAUUCCAGGAAAAGCGUCCUUUUGACUUCGAUUUUUUUGCUCAUUUGCUUCAGAAAGUUCUCGCUGAAGAAGAGAAAAGAAAACAAAAAUCUAUUAAAAAUCAGAGUUUAAAGGAGAAGAAAUCCUCCAAACCACGGAAGAGUAUAAAAGUGAAAAAAGUUGCCAGUGAAGGAGUGAGUGAUGAUCCAGAUGAGUCUAUGAGCGCUAAAAUUUCAGACACAGAAGAAUCUCAAAAGGAUGCUCAGACAGUUGAAGAACAACAGUCUCUGACUUUAUCAGGACAGGAUUCAGAUCAGAUUGCAUUAGAACCAGACCUAAAUCAAAAGCAAAGGAGAAGGAAGAAUCAGGGUGAAGUUGGUAAACAAGAAGUAAAAAAUCUUUCAGGAAAUGCCACUGUUCAGCCAGGCUGUUCUAAAGGAGAAAAACAGAAAAAUGAAUGUCAGUCUUUAAGGCCUGAGAUAAAUGAAGAUGAAGGCUGUAAGGAACAGAAGCUCUCCAGUGUACAGAACACAGAUGACACUGCGGAUUUAUCCUCCAGUGACAAAGUGGAGAAGAAAACUGGCCCUAUCCAUUCAUCAAGUAGUCAAACUGAUGCCAUUUCUGUAGCAACUGAGACUUCAGAAUCGAGCAUUUCAGAUUUGGAUUCAUUGGAAGUUGGAAUUAGAGCAUUGUGUGAAGUGAAUAAUGCUGAGACUAGUUGUACAGAAGAAGGAAAUACUGACUUAAAAAAUAAAUCACUGGAAACUGAUCAAAUAGAAAAUGUUAAACCGAUGGCUAGAGGACGACUCCAGAGACCUAAACCCAAUUUGUCAAGGGCAGUGGGGAAGAAAUUAGUUCUUUCACAAGGUAAAACAGAUGCAGAGAGCAAGCGUUUACAUCCAGAAACUUCAGUUGAAAAGACUCACAUGGAAAAGGAUAAAAUGAAAACAUCUGACAUUUCUAGAAUGGAGAAAACAGAGAGAGAGAACUCAGAAGCUGAUACUGUAUCUAAUUGUUCUAGUUUGAGUGAAAAAAUAUGUCUGCAGGAAGAUGAUCAACCAAAGGCUUUCAGACCUGCACGACUAAUUAGAGGCCGAUUUCAGAGGCCAAAGCCCAAUGUAGAUAAAGCUGCUGAAAGAAAAGAAAUUCUUGCAUCACAGGAAGAAAUUGGGGCCAAUGUAGAAAAGAAUGAAAAUGAAUCUUGUAUUGAUAGAGAUACUCCUGAACAAAUAGAAGAUCAGUUAUGUAAAAAUUUUGAGUGUGAAGACAUCACAUCACAAUCUGAAAAAAAAGAUACUUCUUUUCAAAAUGUGCAACUGGAUGAGCCCAAGGCUCUUGAUGAAUGUCUAAGUAUUCAAGAGAAUAGUAAAGGAAAUAUACUCAAACAAAUUCCAAUUGUAAAGAAUCGAUUUCAGAAACCAAAGCCAAAUAUAGGAAGGAGACCUGGAAGAAGAGAUAUUUUAUCAAAGGAAGAGGUAUCAGAGGAUAUUCUUGCCUCUGGGGAAAAGACAGCAGCAAGACUGGAAACCUCACCAAAGGAGAAGGUACCAGUGGAGGGUAACACUACUAAGGAAAUGGAGUCAGAGUUAGAAGAAACUGGAAGAAGAGACAUCUCUACCAGGGAGAAAAUACCAGAAAUGAUUGACAUCAAUGUGGAAAUGGAGACAGAUUUGAAAGAAACUGGAAGGGAGAUGACCCCAAGGGAGAAGAUACCAGAGAUGACUGAUACCACUGAGGGAAGAGAGACAGAUUUGGAAGAAACUGGAAGGAGAGAAAUAUCCCUACAGGAAAAUGCCCCAGAAGAGGUCCACACUGUAGGUGAAGGGGAGAUGGGUUUGAAAGAAACUGGAAGGGAGAUGUCCCCAAAGGAGAAGAUACCAGAGAUGACUGAUACCGCUGAGGAAAGAGAGACAGAUUUGGAAGAAACUGGAAGAAGAGAAAUAUCCCUACAGGCAAAUGCUCCAGAAGAGGUCCACACUGUAGGUGAAGGGGAGACGGGUUUGAAAGAAACUGGAAAGGAGAUGUCCCCAAGGGAGAAGAUACCAGAGGUGACUGAUGUCACUGAGGAAAGAGAGACAGAUUUGGAAGAAACUGAAAGAAGAGAAAUAUCCACACAAGAAAAGGCCCCAGAGGUCAAAACUGCAGGUGAAAUGGAGACAGAUUUGAAAGAAAUUGAAAAAGAAAUUUCUCCAAGGGAAAAGGUGCUAUUGGAGAUCAGUGUUACAGGGGAAAUGGAGAUUAAUGUGAAAGAAACUAGAAAAAGAGACAUUUCCCUGAUGGAAAAGGAAUCAGGAAAGAUGACUGUCAUUGAAGAAACACAGGCAGAUUUGAAAGAAACUGAAAGAAAAAUUUCCUUGAGGGAAAGUGGAUCAGAAGAGAUCAGUGCUACGGAGGAAAUGGCAGAUUUGGAAAAAACUGGAAAAAUAGACGUUUCUCUAAGGAAAAAUGAACCAGAGGAGACUGGGACCUCAAGACAAACUGAGACAGAUUCAAUGCAGAGCAGCAGUGGGGACUGUGGCGCUUUGCCUCCACUGAAUAUAACAAACAUUAACAGUGAAGUACCAUCCAUGGUCCAUACAUCUGUAGAAGAAAACAGAAAUUCUGAAAAGGAAGUAUCAAGUCAGUUGAGUCAUUUGAAGACUUCUUCACAGACUUCUGAACAUGAUAGAACAGAAGACCAUGGGAUGCGAUCUCCAGAUAUUUCUGAGAAGUUUUCAGAUAUGAAUUUAAGCAAAUCUCUUCCUCAAGAACAGAAGCCAUCUGAAAUCAAGCCAGCACCUUUUGUGAGAAUUCGAUUCAAAAGACCAAAACCAAACUUAUCAAGAGCAGCUUUAAAGAGAGAGACUACGGGACUAGAAAAAUAUGUAUCUGGGAAGAAAUUGGAAACAGAUAAGACGGAAACUAUUAUGGUAGAACAGGAUGAUGAACAAAUGAAUACUCUCUCUUCUCAACAUGAUGUGGCUUCCCUAAUGACAUCAAGAGAAAAAGACAAAUCAGGUCACGGGGAGAAUGAGGCUAUGAUAUUGCCGUGUAUACAGACUGAAAAGGACCUUUCGCCUUCAAGUUCUUGUGCACAAGUCCAGAAAAAGGAAUUAGUUGUUUCUACAGGGAGUCAUAAUAUAGACACUUUUCAACAAGAAAUGAAGGAAAGUGUUAUCCAAACUGCUCGACCAGUAAGGGGGCGACUUCAGAGACCCAGACCAAACAUAAGAAAGGCUGGACAGAGGCAAAUAGUGGAAAAAGGUGGAGCCAAAGGCAUAAUUAAGGAAGAAAGAACAGUAUUACAAAAAGAUAAAACUGAAAAGAAGUUUCUGAUUGUGCCAAGUUCUCAAAUUGGAACUGAAAUUGAAGUUGUAUCCUCCAAAGUUUCAGAGGACAGAAUGUAUGAAAAUCAGAGUCACGUGGUUCUUGCAGAAAACCUUCAUGUUAACAAAAUUAAUGUUUUAGAUGAAAAGAUGAGACAUGAACAUCAAACGUAUGUUCCCAGUCCAGCACAAUCGAUAAGAAGGCAAUUCCAAAAGGCUAAGCCAAAUUUGGGAAGAGCAUACAGUAAGAAAGAGGAAUCAGGUGUAGAAAAAACCAGAGCAGAUCCUAGUGAGUCACAGAAGCCAGAAGAUAAUUUGCUGCAGCAAGGAGAUUCUGAUACCCAGUUCCUUCAAAAAGAAAAGGCUGAGCUUCUGACAUCCCUGGGAGUUUCAGCAAGAAAAGAUUGUGUAGGUUCCAAAGAGAUUGGUUUGGUCAAAAAAGAUGCUCAGUCAGAAGUUGGACCAUCAGCAAGCAUUGGACAGAAAACUGUAGGGGAUAAUUCUAUGUCUUCAGUCGUUGAAGAGCAGUAUCUCAGUAAACUAGCAAGCUGUUCACAACUGCUAAAAAAAUCAAAUUACUCUAAAAUUGCUCUGAAUCGAAGAACAACUAUCUCUUCUGCCCCUGGGUGUGAGAUAGAUCAUAGUGAAAGGAGAAGGCAUCGAAAGAUCAAACCAAAUGUCACCAAAGGGCGUGGAUCCAAACGAAUUCGGAGUAAGACCUCUAAGAAGGAACCUAGAGCUUCCAAGGCCAUGCUGGUGACUCUUCGGGCUUCCCAGGAAGAGGACGAAGAUGAUGCUGAAGAUUUAGAGUCUGACUAUGAAGAAGAAAGCUAUCAUCUUGCUCCAGAAGAAGUAAACAAAGCUCCAGUGUUUGUACCUAUUGGUCUCAGAUCUCCUGAACCUGUUUCUGCUCAGAUCGAGGAAACGAUGGAAGAGCUUGAAAUAACCGUGAAUGUUCCAGACAUGGGAUUCAUAACUGUUGAUGAACAUCAAUUCUCAAACACAGAUGUGACCACGCAAGAAAUGAAACAAGAAAAUUUGAAUGCAUUACCAGUUGAAAUGACCACAGGUGAACAUACCCAAGAUGAAACAGGUACCAAUGAUGGAAGCACCGAAGCUGCCAUAACUUUACUUACAAUGGGAGAUCUAGUGUUACAAUCAGAGAUCAGUACAGAACAGAGUGACGUAGGAGUAUGUGUACUUCCUGAUGUUCAUUCAAAGGAUAAAAGCCAUAUUCCUUUUAGCCCAGAUAAUGUAAACCACAACAUUGUUCGUGAAUGUCAGGAGCUUUCUUCACCUGUCAAUAGUACAUCUCCUUCACCGAUAGAAGAAAACAAGAUUGUAUUGGAGGAACAAAGUACUAAUGAAGAAAUUGGUUUAAUGGAGAAAAUAAAGGGAAACACUUUAACAACCAGGAAUACAACUUCUGAAGUGACCAAUAAUUUAAGAAAUCGAUUUGCCAAGGCUAAGCCAAUUCUUAGGAAGAUUUUAGGGACCAACAAAUUUGGUGCUCAUCAGGAAGUUCCCAGUUUGUUUGUAACUAAAGGAGAAGUAGAAGAAAUUCAAAGAGAAACAGAGAAAAAUGCUUCUAAAGCAAUAGAAGAUAAAAACCUUGGAUCAGUUACAGCAGCAGAGAGUAAGGAGCAGAGCAGAUUGUCUCAUGUAUGUGGUAUUGAAGAGGCCUGUAUUUCGCAGGAAACAAGCCUAACUGAAAGAAAGGAAGAUCGAGAAGAGGGAUCUCAAGAGCUUCAGAUACUGUCAGUUGCUCCAAUUGUUUCCUCCGAGACGAGGCCCCACACACUUGGUUUGGGUAGGGGUCUUGGUGAGAGUUCUGUUGGAGAGCCCCUGAGAAAGGACUCUGAUGGAGACAGUGUGCUUACACUUUAUGUGCCAGAGUGUAUACCAACUAGUAUUCCAGAAGUCCAACAAGAGAGUGUAAUCAAUCCUCAAGAUUUAACAGUGAAUCUAGUUGCUAACGUACACCACGAUGGUGAGGAUGAACAAGCAUUCAUUUUAACUCUGGUGGAAAUUCCAACCAAUGCAGUGGAAGAAUUUACUGAUACUACUACACAGUUAAUGCCAAACCCUUUACUGCCAGCACCCAUAUUGGUCAAAUCAGUGAAUACGGAAGAAAAGGGUGACAUGAGUAUGAGUUUUCCAGUAACUUCAGUUGGUCAGGAUGCCAUGUGUUUAUCUAAUUCUGGAAGAGAUGAUUCUGAAAAGCCUCCUGCUCAUUUGGAUCUUAUAUCUAGGAAGAGAUUUCAUUGUAGGCUUAAUGAAAGCGACCAUGUUCCUCCUGCCAAAAAAAGUUCAUUCACUUCAAGAGAUGAUUGUCAAAAAUUUACCUCUGAGGUGUGCUCAAAGGAAUUAAUAAAGGUUUUUGAGGAAAGAGGGAAGUCUUAUAAGGGACAAGAUAUCUUCCCUACCUCAGAAAGCACACGUACAACUCCAGGACUUCAGAAAGAGCAACUUGAACCAACUUUUCAGAGUAUAGGAUCUAGAUCUUCUGAUAAAAUAAUAGGUACACAUACAGAAAAGAAUACACCUCAGUUACCUCAGGAUGAGAUGAUUUUGUCUGAUAAGGAAGAAACAACUUGUGCAGCUUCUAAGGCUAAACAAAUGGAUAGCACCACAUCGUCUUCAAAAACCUCACUAUCCAGACCUGGCAGAAGACCCCUGGGAUUUUUGUCUUUAAUAUGUUCAAAGAAUAGUUUGGAAUCUGAUGAACCUACUCAGGUUCAUAGUAAGAAACGCCUAAAACCUCUUAUACCUGUAUCAAGACGGAAUUUGAAAAGAUCUGAUCCACUCAAUGAAAGUCAGAAAAAAAUUCAAGAGCCCUCUGAUCUGCUUCCAUCUCCAAGUGGUGUUGUUAAUACUCGUUCUGAGAACAUUAGCAGUUCAGCAACUCAGGCUGCUUGUGAUCGUUCCUUACCGAAAGAAGUAUGUAAAAGUGUCCAAAACCAGGCACUUGAAGAGGAGCCAGCUACAGUCUCUGAAUAUUUCUUUAAUGAUAUCUUUAUUGAAGUGGAUGAAACAGAAUAAAGGUUUUUUUUUUUUUCUUUUUUCUUUUUUUAAGUUUAGGACUUUCAGAGUCAAUUAUAUCAACAAAAUGGUAUUUGGAAAAAAAGCAUCACUGUAUCUCUCUUUAGGUUGAUUUUGAAUAUUUAAUGAGCUUGAUUUGAAACUUUUAUAAUCAAUGGAAAACAUUACUGAGGUUCCUUUCAUUCUAAUUAAUUUAGCAUAUUGGAAAUACCAAGCAAUUAUGACUGCUUUCUUGGACAGAAUAGCAACUCUUGUUUACAUUCAACUCUUCCUGUGCUGAACACACAUGGACAUUUUGGAAUGUCGUGCGUGGAUAAAUAUCUCUCUAAAUCACAGUGCCCGCGUAGAUGGAGGUGAAUUUAACAUUUAUCGACCUACUUUUGUGAAAGUUUUUUCUGUUUGUUUGGAUUUGUUUUUGAUGAUUAAGGUCUUUACAAUUGUCUCUAAGUACACGACAGCAAAUUGUGAAACACCACUUAUAAAUGUUAAAAAUUUUUCUAUUAUCAGCUAUUUGACUGACUGAAAAAUGUGUAUUUUUCUAUUUCAUGAUGUAACAUUAGUCCUAAUUGAAGAACUAGUAUUUAAGCUUAUUAUUUAUAAAAAUGAAACAUCAAAAAGCUUAUUUAUUUUUAAAUUUUUUAUUUAAAAGAAUACUCAGUUUUAAUUAUUUUCACCCCUCAGAUUAUGGGUAAAGAAGGCAUUAACAAAUUUGUGUUUGUCUCCUUUCCCUCUUUAAUUUUAAAUAUAUUUAAAGUCAUAUAAUUAAAAGUGUUUGGAUAGUGUAUAUGUUUUGAAUACAUUUUUCUCAUAGUUUAGUAUAUUGACUUUGUACUGUGAAUUUUUUGUUUUUCUUAUUUCUUGGAUAAUCUCAGGAUUUGUAUGGGGAAAAAAACCCUUAACUUCAUUUAUGAGGCAAAUUUCCAUACAAAACUCAAUCUCCUUUACACACACAUACACUUAUAUGUACACAUUCCUUUUUUUAAAAACUAAUUUCUUGGUAGUUUUCCCCCCAUUAAAUUCUUAAGGAGGCUUAAGGAACUCUAGGCCUUUAAGCACAGAAUUGUGAUAUUAAAAACAAGAUAAGACUUUAUUAAAUCAGUGGUUAUCAUCAAUAUGAAUUUAAGGGUUAUUUUUUAUUUUGUGAUUUAUAUAUGUGUGAGUGUUAUUCUGUUUUCCACCCGAGUAAGUCUUUGGUGGUUAAAAUUAAAUUUCUGAAAGAUUUAUUCUUUUAUUUGAAAAGCCUCCUGGGUUGAUAAUGCAUUAGAUUAGGAGUCAGAAACAUUCUCCACAAAAUAUUUUCAAGUUUCUAGGACAGAUGGCCUCUCUGGUAAUACUCAACUCUGCCAUUUCAGUUGAAAACAGCCACAGACAAUACUAAGAUGAUAGACAUGUCUGGAUUGGGUUUUUAGUUUGAUCCCUACAUGAGAUAGAUAGUAAUCUUCUUACCUACACGUGCUGAUGUCUUUGUCUAUGAGAUAUUUGUCAUUGAAGUUAUAAGUUGUGCCUAACAAUUAAAACUGUGUUGAUUGCAUUAUGAAAGCUUCAGUAUUUCAAUUGGGGAGAUAUUUUAAUGUCUAGAUAAUUGUGUUUGUGUAUUGAAAUAAAAUGGUCGCCAGUUUUCAAGUUCAUAAGUAAAAUAGGAUAUGGCUGAGGAGGAAGUACAAUAGUAAUCCUAAUUUGUUAAAACAAUUGAUGCUAUUAGAGCAGUUCUUCAUUUUCUUAUAGUGAAAUUUACAGUUUAACUUUUUUGUCAUAAAGGAGGAUUUAUAAAUCUGAGUAGAAAUUCUCUAUAGGUAUGCAUUUAUUUAUUUCAUGUCAUUAAUAUAUCACAAAAAUCAUGGUAGUAAAUCACAUUGCUAUUUUAAUGCCGUGUUUUUAUAAAUUUUUAAAAAUUUCAUAUUCUGAAUAGGUUUCUUAUUUGAUUAAUGUUGAUUUGGAUAUUAGGUUACACAACCCCUUCUGUAAUAUUUUUUAACUUUGUUAAUAUCUGUCUCUUGUUCCAGAGUGAAUUACUUUUUUUUUAUUUGGGGAAUAUUGAGGAGCAGUGUGUUUUUCCAGGACCUAUCAGUUCCAAGUCAAGUCGUUGUUUUUCAAUCUAGUUGUGGAGGGCGCAGCUCACUGGCCCAUAGGGGAAUCGAACCGGUGACCUCGGUGUUAUGAGCGCUGCGCUCUCAACCAACUGAGCCACCCGGUUGCCCCCAGAGUGAAUUACUUUUAUGAAAGAUGUAACUUCUUACUGUAUAAAGAGUAAUUUUAUCUUGGGGCAUUCAUUGUAUUAGAGAAUCAAGUCAGCCAGUAAAUUAUCCUACUAUUAUAUACUUAAAAGUAAUCUUGGGAAAAGAAAACUUAAUCAGUGUAUUUACCUUACAAGGUAGAGAAGACUUGUUCACUCACAAAUGUAUUUAAUCUAAUUCAUGUAAAGAUGAUGAUGUCUGGAAGAAUUUGUAUUUUGUAAAUCUUAAAGGAGAUAUGAUUAAAUUAGGUCUUUAUUUUUAUCGUGACUUAUCCUCCUGAACAUUUCCGUCUUAGCAAAUGAUCAACAUAUAAAACCCUAAUUGUUGGUAAAUGAUUGAGGCACAGAUAAAAAUAUGAAUAUCCAUUGUUUACCACCGUGUUAUUUGAAAUAGAAGUGACCAUGUAUACUAUUUUGCUUGAAGAAGUCUGAGACGAAAAAAGCAGUAUCUGUCAUUUGUAAAUUUUCUUGUUCUAAAGAAAGCAGUUAUGUUCUAUAGAUAUAAAUUAUGUAAAUAAAAGUUAUUUUAUACUA
Rhinolophus ferrumequinum (greater horseshoe bat) is the source of this 10392-nucleotide messenger RNA. RefSeq names its product B double prime 1, subunit of RNA polymerase III transcription initiation factor IIIB (gene BDP1). The transcript has 39 exons. NCBI's taxonomy places the organism in Eukaryota, Metazoa, Chordata, Mammalia, Chiroptera, Rhinolophidae. Gene Ontology annotation, molecular function: TFIIIC-class transcription factor complex binding. The record is from RefSeq and is a predicted model, not a curated record. Gene Ontology annotation, cellular component: transcription factor TFIIIB complex. Bases 234 to 7625 code for a protein of 2463 amino acids. Gene Ontology annotation, biological process: RNA polymerase III preinitiation complex assembly.